GCUCUUCAAGUGAUCCUUUAAACAAUGUCAUCCAGCUGAGGAAACCCAUAGGACAUUUGAUCACACAAGUCCAGGAAUUAUUUGAAGGGAACGAAGCCGGAAAUUGACAGCACAACAUAUUUCUCCUAAAGUUUACUCUCCUUGGAAUAGCUAGGAGAUGAGCACCUCUCUGUCCUACCAGUCCAUGAGCAAAGAGCAGCAAACUAUGGAUAACUUGGAGAAGCAACUUAUUUGUCCAAUAUGUUUAGAAAUGUUUUCCAAACCCGUGGUAAUCCUUCCUUGUCAGCAUAACCUGUGCAGGAAGUGCGCCAGCGACAUAUUUCAGGCCUCCAAUCCAUAUUUACCAACAAGAGGAGGAAAUACUGUAGCAACGGGAGGUCGCUUCCGCUGUCCAUCCUGUAGGCAUGAAGUGGUACUCGAUCGACAUGGCGUAUAUGGAUUACAGAGAAAUCUGCUUGUUGAAAAUAUCAUUGAUAUUUAUAAGCAAGAAUCAACCAAAACUACAAGGCCCGAAAGAAAAUCUAACCAACCAAUGUGCGAAGAACACGAAGAAGAAAAAAUUAACAUUUACUGUCUGACUUGUGAGGUGCCAACAUGUUCCAUGUGUAAAGUAUUUGGAGCUCACAAAAAUUGUGAAGUAGCCCCUCUUUCUCACGUUUUCCAGGGUCAAAAGACGGAAUUAUCAGAUGGCAUUGCUAUACUGGUUGGAUGUAAUGAUCGGAUUCAAGCAGUGAUCAGUCAACUAGAAGAGACCUGUAAAGCUGUAGAGGAAAACAGUAGAAGACAGAAAGAACAGCUAAGUGAGAAAUUUGAUUACUUAUAUGCAGUUCUUGAAGAAAGGAAAGGUGAACUGACUCAAGUUAUCACAAGAAACCAAGAAGAGAAACUUGAAUAUGUUAAGUCGUUAAUGAAGAAGUAUGCAGAUCAUAUGGAAAUUGUCGCAAAGCUGGUAGAAUCAGGGAUUCAGUUCAUGGAUGAGCCUGAAAUGGCAAUGUUCCUUCAAAAUGCUAAAGGUUUACUACAAAAAAUUACAGAAGCAUCUAGAGGAUCCCAGAUGGAAAAAAUUGAGUCCGGGUAUGAAAAUAUGAACCACUUAACAGUGGACCUCAACCGAGAAGAGAAAAUAAUUCGAGAAAUUGAUUUUUAUAGGGAAGUUGAAGAGGAGGAAGAAGAAGUGGCAGUGGAUGAAGACUCAGAGGACGCUCAUACAGAGUCUUCAGGUGAAGAAGAUGUCUCAGAGAGAGUGACUCAAAAACCUACCCCUACCUCUGAGACCACAAUUACAACCACAAACCAAAAUGAAGAACAAAAUACACCUCGGGAAGCAGAAUGGCCAAUGCCUCAAGGUGGUGUUGAGCCAAGUGGUAUUCAACAGACUCCUAACGUUCAAGUGCUCUCAACUGCAGAAACCUCAGAUCACUUGUUUUAUCCUAGCUGGUAUAAGAACCAAGUGCGGCAACAAUCCAAACCAAACAAGCUCCCGCUGAAUGAUGCUGUGCGUCAAAUAGAUCCUUCCAUUCCUAAGGAAAUGACUGUAAAGAAAGUAGAGCCAGCGGCAGGACUCCUUAAGGAGAGUGUGGUAGUGGCUGGUAAGGAAACCAGUCCAUCUGCAGAUAAUCCUCAGGGCUUAGUUCUCAGCUUAUCAAUUCUGGUUUUAUUAAUGAUACUGCAUCAUCUCUGGAAUCAAAUACAGUACAUGAUAUUUACUCAUAUGGACUGGGUCUGAGACAUUGGUCCAAGAAGAUGCUCAAGGGACUACAGAAUCUAAUCAGUCUGACAACACAGACGCUUUACGUCAUGUAUUCUCUUUCUCCUGGCUUAAUACAUUACCUGAAUAGCCGCCUGACUGUGGGAAACCUUCAUUUGUCUGCAGCACCAGUAUGAACACUCACCUAAGUGUAAAGUCAGGGGAGCCUCCUUCUGUGAUCGAUUAUCCGUUAUCACAGCAGUACUCAUCAUCAGCACAUUUAAUUGUCCCUGCCUCUAUCUUCUUCCAUCCACAUCAUACUCAUGACAUAUCAGCCUUCCCAAUAUCUACCAAUUACGCCUCAGUGUACGACAGAAACCUAGUAGACUCAUCUUGGGGUCCAAACACUACUCUGAUAAUUCCACCCAUGCUUCCCUGUGCCACCCCCCCCCCCCCCCCCCCACUAUCAGCUGAGUAGUAUGUGUAUGUAUGUAUGUGCCAGUGUGUGUAAGGUGCUGUGUAACCCACUUGAAUCAGUUCUUUCUUCACUACUUGAAAUGACUAAAGUGACAUUAAAGUGUGCAGGUGCCUUGAGGGGUUAACUUCCAAGAAGUGCAGAGACCCCUUGGCGACUGCCAUUUCUUUUAGGGGAAAAAUGAACGCAACUAUGUCUUCAUUUAUGUGUUCUUGUUAAGUUUGAAGAGGCAGUUGUCUCAAGCAAUGAGAAAUGUCCUUGUCCAGCAUAUUAGGCAGGUUAUACUGGGAAUUGUAGUUCCACAAUACAGCGCAUGGUGCCUACAAGCAAUCUCUCCCCUUGAUAUAGCUAUUAGAAAACAGUAGUGCCGAGAGCUGAAUGGGUCUUUUGACCAGCACCUUAAUUAUUGAGUUAUUAUGAUGUAGUAGCUUUACUCAUAUGGAAAACCAGAGAUAACACAUUUACGUAUGUAUAUAUAAAUAUUAUUAUUAUUAUUAUUAGAGAUGAGCAAAUGUAUUGAAACUCAGUUAGGGUCUGAUUUGCCCAAACCGGUUGUCAGAUUUUAUUCAAGUCCUACUAAAUUUGACCCAUGAAAGUACCCUAAUUGCCCUGAAAAAUCAUGCAUGACACUCUGGGGUCCCCAAGGACUGUAUCCAACCCCUUUCAAGUCUGUUAAUCCGGAGACAGCAUUAGUAAUGUCAAAGGGACAGUGGCAUAUAUACGGUAUAUGUAGGAAUAUGGGUAAACAGAUGUUAACAUGCUUGUUUCAAUACACACUGCCUCAAUGAAUUUUAAAAAAAAUCAUCCAAAUCUGAAUUUUAGGGGAAUUUGGAACCAAUGUCAUUCAUUUACAAUCCUUGCAAAUCUGCAAUUCCUUGUAGUCAACUUUGCAUUAAGGUAACAGGGUUUGGAAAGCAAUGCAUGUGAAUAUUCUUUGCUCCUGACACCUUAUUACCUCCUUCAUGAGAAGGAAAUAGAUCGAGGGCAAGGACUAAGGAAUCACUCUGUGCAGUGGCUAUCACUUCUCUGGGAUUUUGUGUUGCUUUUCUUUUGGCCACCAUUAAAAAUGUCUUUGCUUUAUGAUCUCAUUCCUCUUAAUGCCGUCUACUAGAUCUACUGUAUGUUUCCAUUGCACAGAAGCUCGGUCAGGAGUCAGGACCACCUCUCUGUCUGCUUACUACAUACUUAUCCCCCAAUAAAUGAAGAUGGACAGAUGAAGCUUGGCAGAUUUUAUUAAAAAUAUAGAUAUUAAACAUUAUGUUUACACACCAAUGUUGUGCGAGCUCUGAAAAGAUGUUUUUUAUUGUGGAAAUGUAUACAAUAAACUUUUGAUGCAA
Messenger RNA from Bufo bufo (common toad), 3499 nucleotides. It is a transcript of the gene TRIM55, whose product is annotated as tripartite motif containing 55. The record is from RefSeq and is a predicted model, not a curated record. Gene Ontology annotation, molecular function: zinc ion binding. Bases 158 to 1726 code for a protein of 522 amino acids. Lineage: Eukaryota; Metazoa; Chordata; Amphibia; Anura; Bufonidae. The transcript has 11 exons.